Symbiodinium sp. CCMP2592 is the source of this 9363-nucleotide messenger RNA. NCBI's taxonomy places the organism in Eukaryota, Dinophyceae, Suessiales, Symbiodiniaceae. The record is from the annotation of a GenBank genome assembly.
AUGGCGUCUUCUUGUGCCGGGCCCGCGACCCGGGUGAGAAACACGGCGAGUGUCAAAGACUUAAAGAAGUGCUUUCGGUUACACAUCAAGCAGGUCGCGCACUUGGAUGUGAAAAGUUUCCGAGAGGAUGAGGACGUAGUGAUAGCAAAAUAUGAGCAGCUCCUGUUGGAUAUCUUGGAGCAGACUUUGAGACCCACAGAAAAGGUGUUAACCUCCGCACUUCAAGAAUCGUACGAGCUGAGUAUGAAAGAUUGCAAGGCGGUUGCAAGGUCUAUACAUGCUUGUUUCAAACAUUGCAGAGCCAAGCUACAGAGCACGACGAGCGGCAAGAGGUUGGAUCCAGCGACCUACCGUGUUGUCGCCAGACUCAGAGAUCUGCAGGGGCCGAAGCUACCUGGGACGCCAUUGUCGAACAAGUCGAAGGCUUCUUCUCCUGCAGCUGGGUCAGCAUCUUCGUUGGCUACUAGUUCUGUGCAAGUGAGUCCUAUGCAACCGACAAAGCUGCAUUUCACACCAAGCAAGCGUUUGAAGAACAAGCAGAGUGCAUCCUCGAGCGACAUUUUUGCCCUGUAUGGAUUGCCGGCGGACAGCCUGACGGCGGCUGCAAGGGGCAGCAGGCCUGCAGCUGCAGCUGUGGAAUUGAUAGAGGAUGAUGACGAUGAGCAAGCUUCAUUAGAGAUCUCUAGCCACGGGGGCACGAUAUUAGGGAGCUCUGAGGAAGAGGCCGCUGCAGUUCCGGAGAUGAAGCCCUUCUUCGAUCCCGCUGAAGGCUGCUGUGUGAAGUUGGCUCCAGGAGGCGAAACCAUUCGUGGCGAACUGCAGCCCGGCCCAGAUGGAUUGUGUACGGUGCACUUCGAAGGGGAGGUGGCGUUCGAGAGCCAGGCCGUCCAGGCCGAGGCACCUGCCGAAGCCGCCGGCGAGGAAGAAGGGCAACACAGCUACACACUUCGUUUCGACGAAGGCCAGAUAUGCUUGGACAUCUUGGUCCGUAACCGUGCCAUUUGGGUGAAAAAGCCUCCAGGCUGCAAAGGCGAAUACAGCUUCAGUCAGUAUGAGACGAUUGCCCUCUGCUUUGAGGAGUUUUUGGCGACCUCGGCUAGCAUCGAUCGACUUCAACGAGUUGCACCGCGAUCUCCUUGGCAGGAGGAGGCUAUGGGCAUACCGGACCUCCAGGUGUUGCCCAUCAUGCAAAGGACCUGGACACCGGAAAGCUGGCGCCGAGAGUACAUGUACGACCGGGUUUACCAGGGUCAUUUACAAAUGGAGUGCGAGCAAGGCAAGGAAGACUCGGGCAGCUAUGGCGAGGCGGACGGCGUUGCAGCCUCGGGCAUCGUCGACACUCCGUCGUCGGGCGAAGAGGAGAUCGCGGCCCUGCAGAGCUACGAGGAGGAGCAAGAAAAAGAAGGCUUGCCAUGUCGCAUGCAGGCAGCGUCUCAGGCCUGGCAAGCCGUGCGAUCUUCUCAAAAGGCUGCCCGCGACUUGGAAGUCGCAGUAAAAGUGGAGAAGUCGACCGAUGCCUCAGCACAUGACAAACAACGGGCUUCCCUUUGUGCCAUGGGUACUGCUUGGCAAAAGAUGCAAGCGGAAAAUGCACCAGGGCAUGAUCCGGAGUUGUCGAAGCAUAUGGGAAAAUAUGCGGCUCCUGGGAAGGAGCCAGCUCCGGAGAAGGAGGCUGAUCCGGGGUCCGAGUGGCCAUGGAAUCGGCCGGACAAGGAGCCCGAUGAGCAGGAGCCAGCUCCUGAGCAGAAGGAGGCGGACAAAAAGGAGCCGGGCAAUGAUCGCUGGAGCAGAGGCUGGGACUGGGAUCGUGGUGGUUGCAAGAACAAAGGGCAGAAAGGCUGGCAGAAGGACGAGUCGACGGCCGUGACCCCUUGGCAGCCAUCGGCAAAUGAGGCCCGCCACCUGCAGUACUGGACCACGUCCGAAUGGGAGAAUGAUUAUAUCGACACGACAAAUGAUGCGGGGCGUUGGAUUGGAGACAAGCCCGACGACAGGAUGAAGCUUCGCAGGCUGGCGAAGGAGCGAUCCUCUGGCGAUGCAGCCAAGGGAUCCGACCGUGCUUUCGAGCCGCCUCAGCCUCCAGAAGAGCCGCCUGAGGAUGAUGGUGCCCAGCAGGAACAGGACUCCGGUCUCGAAGUAGUGUUGUCGCCGACAUUCCGAGAGCUGGUCGAAGGGGCGGAGACCAUCGAACAUGUGAAUGCAUUGGAUCUCACGUACAAGAAGUUGAAACGCCUGCAGGAGAACCUCCAGUACGACCCGGAUCAAUUGGAUCAGGAUUGGUCUGAUCGCCGCUGGGAUGAUCAGCUGCAGGAUGACGAUUGGUCUGCUGGCCGCCGUUGGUGGUACGACCGCAGCUACGGCGACUACGGCCGUGGUUGGGUGGACUACGAGCAAGACUACGACCCCGAGCUUCCAUCGAUCAUGGCCCCGAAGGCAAAGUCAGCCGGAGCCAAGGCCAAGGCCGCCGGUAAGGUCCAGAAGACGGCGGCGAAAACGGCCGCCGAGAAUAAAUGGAUGGGUGGCAGGGUCAAAGCAGAGAAGUCGACCCCACCGAAGGCAAAGCGGGAGUCGGCAACGGGGGCGCCGCCGCUGGACCCGGCAACGACAGCCAAUUCGGGGGGCACCCUCGGUUUCGCCAGAGGAACGAUAUCUGCUCUCCUCACCAGCUUGAAGUAUCAGGCAAGAGCAUCUCAGAGUGCGACUCCGGAGCAGAAGCAAAAUGCCCAGAAGACAUUGGAGGAGUCGGCGGAGUACGAGCAAGCAGAGUCGGUGGAGAAGAAAAGGCUUAUUUUGAACAGGUUGCAAGAGUACGGUGUCAAGAAUUGCAGCUGGGUCAACACCCUUCACCAAGCCGUGGAGAACAAGGAUACCAGCAGCGAGCGGUCAAAGAUCUUCGAGCUCAAAGGCAUCGAGGUCGACGGGGCCACGGACGUUGAGAAGGACGAGAUAUUGGAGGAGGUUUUGAAAGAAGCAGAGGCAGAGUUCCAGUACGAUCGCAAAGUGGAGAAGCACCCCAAGUUUCCUUGCUUGAACAAGUACCUGUUCAAGUACACUGAGGGCCUGACAGAGACCACAGCCACCGAGAGCACAAAGAAAAUGGAAAGCUGGGCGAACAACCUCAAGAAAGGGAACCAGAUGAGCUUGGAGCUCCUUGGAAGGAACUCCGCCCCCAGUGGGAGCAGUACGGAUGCAAUGGAGAAGUUGAGCGAUUCCUACAAGUUGUUGGCGGAGAAACACAAGGAGCCCAAUGGAUCCGGCUUGGAACAAGAAGAGUUCUUGAAGGAAGUGCGGGUAAACUUGGCCGAAGGGCUUCCCAACGACAAGAGCGGCGAUUACCAGGACAAAGUCGGCCAAACGAUCAAAUUAAUCGAGCAGUGUACCAACCAUCACAAGGCAUCGGGCCAUGUCAUUAAGCAGACGAAGCAGCUGAUGUCCUCGGAGCUUCGAUUCUUGCUGAAUUUGGAGCUUUCGCCGUCAGCUCGUAUGUUCGAGAAUGCGAAGAAUGCUGGAACGGCGAACAUAGACGACCUUGCUGUUAAUCGCAAACACGGCAACCAGAAUCGCGAUCUGCUGCGGAAAGCGUUUCGCAACACGAAAUGGAUGCCGAUUGCAGCCUUUCCUAAAGAGUUCAACUCCAAGAAGAACACCUACGAAUGCGUAUUCGAGGCAUGUUUGGCAGAACUCCGGGCAGACUGGAGCGCCUACAAAGAUGUAUUGGACUUUCCUUCCUGGUCGAGCACUGGUUUCAUCUGUUGGAGGCUAGCAGGAGUGAAGGUUCCGAGUGUGCCGGGACAAAGCUGGGACCAGAAACUCUCCGAGGCGAGGGAGGCAGCUUUGGCAAAGUGGCUAGGGAUUCUUGAAAGGUUCCCUGACGAUUUUGGUCUUUCUCUGUCGAUUCGGUUAGAUAAGGAGAACGGGCGAGACUCUGACUUGAAGUCUUCCUUGCAAGAUGUGUUUUCUCAGAAGGCCAGCGUCACGAUCUCGGGUCGUGCUGGGCCUCUUGCCAGGUACAUCAAGCACUGCCGAAGUUGCCAGGUCCUGCCUUUCCCUGUCACUGAAGCAGGGAUCUAUGCUUUCCUUCAGGAUUAUGCAUCUCACGAGGCGCCCACUUUCGCCAGGAGUUUCUUGAGCAGCCUCGCUUUUGCAAAGUUCACUGUGAGCUUGAAGGUGAGUGAUGAAGUCUUCAGCCCUAGGGUCCGUGGACUGUCGUCGAAGCUGUAUCUCGAAAAGAGGAAGACUCGGCAAAAGCCGUCGCUCAAAGUUGAUCAUGUGCGCAAGUUGGAGGCCAUCGCCUCCGGCUCAAUCGUGCUCGAACCUUCAGACCGGGUCGCUGCUGGCUUCUUCGUGUGGACCUUGUAUGCACGAGCGAGGUACUCGGAUGCCCAAGCUGCGGGUGCAAUGACUUGCGACUUGAGCGAUACGCCAGACGGCACAGAGCGAAGCAAGACUUCGUUCUCACUGGAAAGAAAGGUCAGGUAUUUGCACAUGUUUGCUCCCAUCCAAGGAAUAGGCGAGGUGCCCUGGGGUGUCAAGUGGUUUGAGUUCUACAAGGAGCAUGGGCCUCCUUUGGGGUCGGGUAAGCCUUUGCUUCCGAGUCCGCUCUCUGGCGGAGGGUGGCAAACGUCGCCGUUGGCGGUGGCGAGUGCCACGAAAUGGAUGAAGUCACUCUUGAUCCGUGCAGGUUGCGACAGGUCUUCCGUUGAACCGCUUGGGACGCAUAGUCUCAAGGCAACGACCUUGAGUUGGAGCGCCAAAUUCGGAUUACCCCGCGAGGUGAGAGCGGCCCUUGGCUAUCACGCCAGGGGCCGUGAUGGAACCGAGCUCAUCUAUGGGAGAGACAACAUGUCUGCUCCUGUGCGCCAGCUGCAAGGGGUUCUGCUCGAAGUGUCACGCGAAAGGUUCAUGCCGGAUGCCACCAGGUCCGGUUACUUCGUGAAGCGCUUUGAAGAUCCAGAGGGGAUGCCCAUUCCUCCUGACGAGGUUCUGUCGGAUUCUUCUUCCGAGGCCAGCGAGGAUGCCGAGGAUGUCGAUCAUGUAGCUGCGGAGGCGGCCACCGACGAGUUGGGAAGGCAAUGGGAGCCCGAUGCAGGCUUGCGUGCCGAGCUUGAAGCAGUCCCUUUGUUCAGGAACAGGGACAGCCGUUUCAUUCAUGCUGUCGCGUCCGAAGAAGGCGACAAGUUCAGAUGUGGGAGAAACAUCUCGACCAGGAGAUGCAGUGAAAAGGAGCUUCUGAGCCACGAGGUGCGGAUUCGGGAGUGCUCUGAGAACAUUCAGCAUGUGGGAAACUUGAGGAGGCUGGCUUUCAUUUCUUCUUUCACCCCCGGUCAGACUGACGAGGGGCCGUUGAUGCAGGUGUUAAAGGACAUCUUGACGCGAGACCUGACAAUUGCAGACAAGGCGAAGUGGCGUGCGGUUUACAAUGAGGCUUUUGCCAUUGUGACCGCGGAAAUGAAGCAGAGGAUUGAGAAGGCCGACCCUGAGUCGACCGUCAGGCCUUUGUCUCAGCCUGAGAGGUCGGAGCGGUACGAGCGGCAGGCCAAGAAGCUUGUCGGGAUAUCGCUUAAAGGGCCUUUGGAGCCUGCCGACGCACUUGUCGACCUUGCUGCGGCUUCCUAUGAGGCCAAUGAGCUGAGGUACAUUCCGUGGGACCGGUUCACUGUUGAGGAGUCUUCGGGCAAGCUUCGGAUCGAGCAUAAACAGCCUGAUCUGGUUGCGGAUACCUCUUCAGAGAUUCUUGUUCAGCAGGCUCUCACCAGGAGAGCUCUGGCCAUGGAUCAGGCGAACCUGAUCGAGUUCAGUGUUGCUGACCAAUGGACUCAGCGCUUGAUGAAGGCUCGCAUGCAAGCGCCUGCGGAGCAUUUUGCCAGGCCCACUUGGAAGCAGCUUGAGUCGGCGGACCGGCAGCUGUUUGCCGAGCUACGUGACAAGACCAGGGCAGGUGUGCAGACCGUCGCAUCGGGACGCCCGUUGGACUCACUCCUGCCGGAUGCGAUGUACAUGAACGAGGUGUCAUGCCUAUUGCAGCCUUUUCCGGCCCCUUCCAUGAAGGACGCUCCCCAGAAGCCGGAUGCUCCCAAGUGGGAGAGGCCUUCUCCUUACAGCAAAGGUGGGGGCAAAGGAAAGAAAGGUAAGCAGAGGUUCAUGACAAGGUUGCCCGCCGGCUUGGAAGGCUGCAGGUCCCACACUAAUCGUGGGGACCCAAUCUGCUUUGCCUUCAACCUGGGUGGCUGCUCGACGAAGGGGCAGAAGUGCGAGAAAGGCUUGCACGUCUGUGCAGGUGCCUCGCUGAUGGCCGGUGCUCCAGAGAGUGUGCAUCAGCCGGCAGCGGAGGCCUCGCAGGUGGAUGAUCUCCGAGAAGGAGUUCAUCGGCCGAAAGAUGCAUGCACGGGGGGCUGUCCAACGAAAGGUGUGGAUUGUCGCCCACCUCCGAGUGUUGAUCGAGAGGAUCAUCACGAGCACAACGUUGGCUCGUACAGUGCCAUCGCUGGGCCCUCGCCGAGUGUGGUGGAGGCCGCACGCAGCAGGUCCCCGAAGCAUCGUGAUGGUGCGGGGCCACAGAGCGGCAAAGCGAGUUCUUCACUUGACGAGGGUCAUGUGAGUGCCGCUGAUGUUCUUCGAGUUUUCGAUGGUCUUCCUUCGGAUGACUUAAAGAGGGGUGGCGCCAUCUUUGUAGAGCACGAAGAUGGCCAGGAUGUUUCGUCCCUCAAUGAUGGAUUCCAAGUCAUGGCGCUUGAACACUCGCGCCCUGCCGGGCGGGUGCACAUCCACCUGGUCCCGGUGGACAUCGAUUGUUUUAAGGCUACUUUCGACGCAGUGCAAACCCUACGCCUCGCCAAGCUCUUGCUCGCGUCUGACUUGCAUUGGAGUAUCUUGCAUCCCCUGGCGUCAGCCCUGUGGGGCCAGCUGGACUUGCCCGAUGCGCCCGCGCUGGCAGGCAUGCGCAUACCAGUGUGCCGCUGUCGCCAAAUGCCCCAUGCUGCGGGCUCGCUUGCGCCAGAUUCCUUGUACACACCGAAAUUCUGUGAUGUUUUCGCUGGCCUCUUGCAGCUGUCGGUCGGCCAGGCAGGCCUCUUACUUGAACACGCUGUUCCGCUGCAAUGCUCGCGUCAUUCUGCAGCCGCUGCCGCGGGGCGACAGCCUCGAUUGUCAAAAUUCCAGCCACAGAUCGCCGAAUUUAAGUGCCAAGCCACGGUCCGUGAAUUCCCGUGGCCUCUUCCUUUGGAUGAUAAAGGUAAUCUUAAAUGUGCCAUAGGGUCAAUCCCUCCUGGCUCCCGCCUUCUUCGCAUUGUGUGUGAUCGGGGGGUUGUCGGUGCGAAGCAGGUCGGAAGCCUGUCAGGUGUGCCUUCGUCAGUUACUUUUGGCAUUUACAGCACGGAACAUGAGUUUGUGGCGCAGGCUUUGCAUAUCGAUCAUCCCUUCGACUUGUGCGUGGCAGUCCCGGACUUCAUGCUGAGAGCCUUGGCUUUUACCUUGAAAGAGGGUCCGGUUGGCGUGAUGAAACGCCGUCUGAAUCUGCUCCAGCAGUGGACUUCUUGGAAGCGUGAGUUGUCAAGUGCCGAAGCCGAGCUUCAUGCUGCCAUGGAUCCUGGUGUGGCAUCUGUGAUGAAAGGCAAGAAUAUUUUGCUUCUGGAAAAGAUCGCAUCAACUUUCGGUUGGCCUGACACUGAAGUGUUUGAACACCUUAAGCAUGGGUUUCCUUUGGUCGGGGAGUCGAGCCCUUCCGGCAUUUUCGAUGUAGAUAGAAAGCCGGCUCUGAUGACGCGUGCAGAGCUUGUGCAGCAUGCCAAGUUUCUUAAGCCGGCGCUGUGGGUGAAGGUGGCGAGCGCAGAGGUGGAUGAUCUGGCUCGGGAAGUGUGGGAUUCCACACAACAAGAGAUGCUAGUCAAGGAGUGGCUGACGGGGCCUUACUCGUGGGACGAGCUGCAAGCCCGUCACCCCGAAGGAUGGCUUCCAGUGCGGAGGUUCGGCAUCGUGCAAAAGGCCAAGACGCGAUCGAUCGAUGACGUGGCCGAGAACUCGGUCAACCGCGCUUAUGCCGUCUCCGACCGGAUUGCUCUGAGAGCCCUUGAUGAAUUGGUGUGGCUUGCGAUCACCCUUUUCAAGAUCUUCAUGGCGAAAGGCGAGGCCCUGAAGCCCGAGGCGCUUCAGCCGAGCUUGAAAACAGUGGAUUUGAAAAGUGCUUAUAAACAGUUGGCGGUCUCGCCACGAGAUCGUUGUCUGAGCAUAGUGACCAUCAAGGACCCGGUUUCGGGCCUUCCUUUCGGCUUCGAGAGCCGAACUCGUUUGUUUGGAGCCACCUCUUCGGUGGUUUCGUUCAACCGCGUUGCAAGAUUGAUCCAGAGGGUUCUGAUCACGUUGCAGGUGCUGGCUUGCAACUACUUUGAUGAUUACCCAGUGUUGGAGGUCUUGCCACUUUGCAACAACACGCAGUCGACCAUCAAAGCUGCUUUGGACCUGCUGGGCUUCUCAUGGGCAGAGGAUAAGGACCUUCCUUUCAGCCAUGAAGCCGAGCUACUGGGUGUUAGGGUUGACCUAGGCACUUUCGGGGUAGUUAAGAUUGGGAACAAGCCUGAUCGUGCUGCUUCCAUUGCUGCCGCGGUGGACUCCGUCUUGAGCGAGGGACGUCUUGAUCCGAAGACUCUGCCUUCUUUGUUCGGUCGCAUCCAGUUUGCUGAAGGUCAGCUGCACGGGCGGCUGGGAAGAUUAGCUCUGGCCGACCUCAGAGCGUGCACGAUGAGCUCUCAGGCUCAGGCCCUCGAUGCCACAGCUGUGCAGGCCCUUCGCCAUCUUAGGACCCGGGUUCUUGGGGGUACCCCUAGGAUAGUCCCGGCCUGUGUGGGGUCUCGCCGUUCUGUGAUUUUCACGGAUGGCGCUUACGAGCCGACGAAUGGUUCUUACCCUGCUACUGUCGGAGGAGUCUUGUACCAUUACGACAAUGGAGCGUGGUGCACUUUCUACUUUGCAUGUGCUAUCCCUUUGAGCGUUGUACAGAGCUGGGAGGCUCUCGGGAAAAGGCAUCUGAUAGGCCCAGUUGAGAUGUACGCAGUCGUAUGUGCGAGAGAAGCUUGGUCGAAGCACUUGAACAUGCAAAGGGUGACCAUGUAUGUGGAUCACUCCGGAGUGUUGGCCUCCUUGGUGAAAGGCUCUUCUAAAGACCCUUUAUGGAGGCAGCUCUUGCUGAUCUUUGAGAGUUGCGACGCUGAGGCGAUGCUCCCUUGGUUUAGCCGCGUUCCAAGUGCAAGCAAUCCGGCCGAUCCUCCUUCACGUGCCAAGGCGAUAUUUCCAGUCAGGGGGCAAGUGUGCAGAGUGUCGCCUCGAUGCCCGAUCAAUGGCAAUGCCACGAUUGAUCUCCUUCUUAAGUGA